Messenger RNA from Anopheles moucheti, 873 nucleotides. RefSeq names its product enteropeptidase-like. Gene Ontology annotation, molecular function: serine-type endopeptidase activity. The record is from RefSeq and is a predicted model, not a curated record. Gene Ontology annotation, biological process: proteolysis. The coding region runs from base 1 to 873 and encodes 290 amino acids. The transcript has 3 exons. NCBI's taxonomy places the organism in Eukaryota, Metazoa, Arthropoda, Insecta, Diptera, Culicidae.
AUGGGCCGUGCAAGGUGGUACGAAAUUGCGUUGGUACCGCUGUGUCUUUUGCUGAUAGUAAAUUUAGGUUUAACGCAAAACUGUGGCCAACGAAAGGUUGUGAACUUCCUUAUUGUGAACGGUAGCGAAGCGAAGGAUGGUCAUUGGCCAUGGCAUGCGGCCAUUUUUCACAAAACGGCGCUUACAUUCGAUUACGUGUGCGGAGGAACAAUUCUGAACCAGAAUACAAUUUUAACGGCGGCUCACUGCGUGAUGACGUUUGAAGGGAUUAUUCAACCAGAGAGCCUCGUAGUACACCUUGGACGACAUCGACUACGCAUAGCUACCAUGCGCACACAACAACACGAAGUGUUAGAAUUGAUCGUACAUCCGGAAUACAACAGCAACGGUGUUCGACACAAUAUUGCUCUGGUUGAACUCGCAACUGACAUCACCUACACAGAUUAUAUCCAACCGGUUUGCUUGUGGAAUCGAGGUGAAGAUCAGAAAACGAUUGUUGGCUCUUGGGGAACGGUGGUUGGAUUCGGUAUUGAUGAGACCGAUACUCCUUCUGACACACUGCGUGAAGCCACAAUUCCCGUGGUUAGUCCUAUUACCUGCAUUGAAAGCGAUCCAGUGUAUGCCUCGGUACUUACCUCUGAUAUGUUCUGCGCUGGCAAUGCUAAUGGGAUCUCUGCAUGCAAUCAGGAUAGCGGAGGUGGUAUAUUUUUCAAAUACAACGAUGUGUGGUACAUUCGUGGCGUGGUGUCUUUCACGAGGCCUCGACAAGGUACGCUUAUAUGUGACCCAAAUGUAUACACCGUGUUUACCGAUGUGGCGAAGUACUUGAAAUGGAUCGAGCAACCAGUCGGAUUGAAGCGGCUCACUGCUUGA